AUACAAACAGACGUUAAGUUUAUAGGGUGGUCCUGUAGUCAGUGCACUUCACGUGUGUUUAUCAAAAAUUCGUCUAUUUUGUGAGAAAUUCUGAAUAAAUAAAUCACAAUAAAGUAAUUUCAAGUGAGGAAUUAUGGCAGAACUUGUGGAAUAUAGGAAGGAAAAAAUCCUUCCUGAAUAUGAGCAAAUGAAAAGGAUUGAAUUGUUUGACGACGAGGAAAUAAGGGAAAUCAUAAGAAAGAGAAAUUCUCUAAAUGGAAAAAUUGCUCGGCAAAAUAAAGCUCUACGUGAUUACCUGGAAUUCAUCAAGUACGAGCGUGAUCUUAUUAGUUUGAUCCAGAAGCGCCGGAAGACGAGAAACAUCCAGGAAAAGAAGCGCAAUGUUGAGUAUGCAAUAGCUGUACGAAUCAAACAACUGUACAAUCAGGCUGCUGAACGAUUUCCGCAGAAUGUGAGAAUCUGGGAAGAAUUCCUCAAAUUUGCCAAAAUGUUCAAAUUCGUGAAGGAUAUCUCAAAUAUCCUGGACAGAAUGAUUCAAUUGCAUGGAGACAAGCCGGAUAUGUGGCUCCGGGCAGUUAUCUGGGAAUAUGAGCAGACACAGGAUAUGGAGAGGGUGAAGCAUUUCAUGUUGGGUGGGUUGCAGAGGCAUCCGGAUAACACCAAACUCUACUACAAAUUCCUGAAGAUUAAACUGCUCGAAGCGGAUAAGAUUCAGGAGCAGACAGAAGCUAGAUUACAGGAGAGGAAUCACCUUCUCGAACAGGCCAAGAUAAUUUACCUAAAUUCACGAAAAAAGAUCCACAGCAUUGAGUAUUUGGUGAAUAUUCUGGAGAUUCUUCAGGAAUUUACUUUUGCGGAAGAUUUGCGAAAUCUUGUCCUGAAGGACAUGCAAAAUGAUCAUCCUCUGGAAGAACUCAUGUGGCAUACUCUGGCACAUCGUGAACUAAUGGGACUCCACAUGGCCAAUGACCAGCAGACGAAUGAGAGUGAGACGGAAAGUCAGGAUAUUUCUGGUGAUGAUGCAACAGCGAAAAAUCAGACAACUCCGAAAAGGCGCAUUGAGAGCUGCGUGGCAGUUUACGAGCAGGCCACAAAGAUCCUCAAGACGGAAAAGAUGUGGUCUUACUACAUAAACACGAUGCUGGAACUGAAUCAAGAUACCUCAGCUCAGGCGACGCUCAAAAAAAAAGUCCUCCAUGUAGCCAUGAGAGGAGCCUACGAGGCGGGAUUCCUCUCAGAAGCCCACUACAUCUACUUCAUUGAGCAACUCUUCAAGGCUCGCGACUGCCGAAUGGAGUACAUGCUGGAAGUGUUUGACAAGGCGACAAAAACUCAUGUGACUUCCGUGCGUCUUUGGGAAAUGUGGAUGCGAUUUCACAUUCAGCAGGAAUCGGAACAGAGUCUCUAUGAAGUUUUUCGCCAGGGAGUCCGCAAAUUGUCUGAGGAAUCCUAUCCACUGUGGCAAUUGAUUAUUCAGUACUACCAGGUGCGUCCGGAUUUGCCCAAUCGCGUCGAAGAGAUCUUCAAUGAAGCCAUUCUGCAGCCGCCAAGCAUAAGUUCACGGCUGAAGGCACAGUACAUUGAAUACACGGCAAUCACGAAGGACAUCAAUGCUGCGAGGCAAAAGUACGACGAUCUCAUGCUCAAUACAACGCCCUGCCUGGAAAUUCACGAGAAGAUGGCUUUUCUGGAGUCUACUCAGUGUGAACCCAAUGUCGAACGAUGGAGAAAAUGUCACGAGAAUGCUGUUCAAUUCUUCGGUGAGGACAACAUUAAUGUCUGGAUAGAGUACAUCAAGUUCGAGAAGAGUCAGGACACGCCAAAGAACAUCUCUCACAUUUACGAGCGUGCUACUAAAACUCUGCGAGUGGAUCUCGUUGAUACGUUUGAGGUCAAACACAAUCUUCUGAAUUUUGCUUGAAAACUUUUUUAUUUGAAAAAAAAAAAAGAAUGAAAUUGUUUUUAUAAAAUAAAUGGCUAAGACCUCUGAAGUUCA
Molecule: messenger RNA, 1996 nt
Organism: Phlebotomus papatasi
Lineage: Eukaryota; Metazoa; Arthropoda; Insecta; Diptera; Psychodidae
Product: U3 small nucleolar RNA-associated protein 6 homolog
Exons: 3
Coding region: 134-1921 (595 amino acids)
Biological process (GO): maturation of SSU-rRNA from tricistronic rRNA transcript (SSU-rRNA, 5.8S rRNA, LSU-rRNA)
Cellular component (GO): Pwp2p-containing subcomplex of 90S preribosome; small-subunit processome
Molecular function (GO): protein binding; snoRNA binding
Source: RefSeq, a predicted model, not a curated record